ACUUUUUGGCUCAUGUUGUGUCAUUAAAACUCCUGUUAACAAAAUAUAUGUACAUUUUAGCUUUGGUGAUAAUUCAUUUAAACAAAGUUGCAUGGGCCAAAAGGAUCUUUUUCCACUUUUCGUGAGAGGCGCGCCAUCGGUAUUGCAGCUUAAUGUUAACAUAUAUUCAUUGUCAAAUUUCUUAUUUUCUUGAUGAGAUCGUAAAACAUCUUGUAUAAUUGAUCCUGUACACGUAGGAGCUUGAUUUGCCUCAUGAAUAUUUUUCAAGAUAUCAUUUAGAAUAUCGUCAUUGGACAACAAAAUUUCUAAUUGAUAGGGUAUGUCUAAUGUAAUGAAGUAAUUUUCCGAAGCCGAUGUUAUAGCAGCUUGUUUCUUACAUUUAUUGCAAACUUUCAUAUAUUUACUUUGUUUCUCUGUUGCAUUAACUGAAUGUAUAACUGUACUUAAACAUUGCAUACAAUAAUAAUGAUACGUAACUUUAUCAUCUUGAGCAGAGAAGCAUUUAGACAUUAUGUACUUCGAUAAAUUCAGUUGCUCAAAUUUAGGACCAGCACAUAAUUUGAACAUAUUAGCUAACGCCACAAAACAUUCAUCAGAAUUAUUAUAUCUUAGAGAAAAAGCAGUGCACAUUAAAAUUAUAUCACGUACUUUCAUACCAGACUCUAUGAACAUAAUAUCAUCAACACUGGCGAACUCAUUACCAUUAAGAACAGCUGAAACUAGUCCGCUAAGUUCUCGAGCAAAGAAUACAGCCAAAGUUUCACCUUUGGAUGCAGCUUCUACUUCAAAUUCAUCGGACAAUCAGAAAGCAAGACAGUCUUUCAAGGAUCCGCUACAGGAUGAUGUUCAUGACAAGAAUAACGACAGUGACUCAGAUAUCUCAAGUGAGAAAGAGAACAAUAAUAUCGCUAGUCCAUUUGAAACAGAAGAUAUCUUAUGUGAGAAAGAGAACAAUAAUAAUAUCGCUAGUCCAUUUGAAACAGAAGAUAUCUUAAGUGAGAAAGAGAACAAUAAUAUCGCUAGUCCAUUUGAAACAGAAGGUUUAUUUUCAGACCACGAAGAGGCAAUGGAAGAUAAUCCGCAAAUCACCAACGGAAUAAGCAAAAAUUUUCAUUUAACUGGUAAGAGUCAACAAUACAAAACUACUGAUGAAAGUACUGCAGAAAUCACAACUCCAUCAGGUUUCACGAGUACAGUAAAGAAUUCUGGCAAAGUUGUUAAUGAAGAAAAAAUCAACCGCAGCUUAUCUCUUUUGAAAAUACCGGAAAAUAAAGAAAAUAGUCAGGUGCAACGUCGAAAGAGCAUGAGCAGUACUCUUUCAUCAGCUUCACCUUUAUCUUCGAAUUCCGCAAAUGUUUUCGGGAAAGACUCGAAAGAACAAAAUGCUAACAAAAAGAGUAACCAGAGGUCAAAAUGUACGUCUACAUCAAGGAAAGAAGAAAAAACCGAAGGAAGUCAUACCAAUAAAACAAGAAGUACUGAAAAUAUAAUGCAGGAUAAUUCGAAGAAUAGUGGUUGGAAACCAAAAGACCCAAACCACUCAACAAUUGAAGGCAACGAAAAAAAAAUCAAAAUGACUACUGAGAAAGCAAAAACGGAUUUAAAGGAAGUAAAACGUGAACACGAGAACCUACGAAAAAAAUAUGAAGCUACAAAGAAGGAACUGAAGGAGGUGCAAAAAGAGAAUGAACGUUACAAACAGCUAAAUUUUGAUCUACAAACAGAAGUGAUUGAAGUUUUUAAAGAGCAGAAUGUUAUUGAAAAGCAACUUAAAGGUUCAACAUCCAAAGCUACUGAUGCUUCCACCAUAAAUGCUGACCAUAAUUUUGCUCCCGUUGGUUACCACAAAAAAUCCGAUGAUACGUAUCACAUUGGACAUAAUGUAUGGUUAAAAUCAGUACAGUUUAAUAAUAUCAUGUACAACUCCAAAAGUCCCAGGAAAUGCGUUGGAAAUACUUUGAUUAGUUUAUUUGAUUUACGCACUCUUCUUGUCAGUACGGCUACCGGAAAGCUAAGUAAUAAUACCUUAGGAAAAUUAAAAAAAGGAGGUGCUAACGUUGAUACAAAGUGUCAGAAAUUAGAUCCAUCAAAACUGGCUGCUGUUAAAACACUUUACAAUUAUUGGUUAGAUCAAGAAUAUAUAAAACAUCCGAAUGUGACUGAAGCAAUGUGUUUUCAAGAGAUUGCAUCUUUUCACGAUCAUGUGUCCGCUGAAAUCGCUUACUUAAAGCGCGGUACAAAGCCAACAAAAGGCGCACGGGCUUCAAAAGGAAAGAAGAGAUCUGCUUUAACAGAUGAUACUGUAGCACCGAAAAAGAAAAGGCAAAAAGAUGAAAAUGGAGAUGCUAUAGAUUUAGAAAGAUCAGAUGAUCAAUCGAACGAUCAAAAUACACAAGUAGAACCCACAGAAGACGAAAAAAAUAACACUAAAGAUGAAGAAAACUUGAAUAAUAAAUAUAAUGAUGAAAACGAUGAAACUCUUAAAGGCCAGGAAUACGAUAGUGGCAGCAGCACGUGUAGUGUAAGAACUUCAGAUCUGGUAUCGUCAGAAGAAGAAGAAUAAUUUUAGAUUUACUUUUAAAAUAUUUUCAACUAUUAUUCAAAUGUUAACUUUUUAAUGAUUAAAUUAUGUUUCGUAUGAA
Messenger RNA from Nasonia vitripennis (jewel wasp), 2642 nucleotides. Its product is annotated as AF4/FMR2 family member 4. The transcript has 10 exons. Bases 512 to 2563 code for a protein of 683 amino acids. The record is from RefSeq and is a predicted model, not a curated record. NCBI's taxonomy places the organism in Eukaryota, Metazoa, Arthropoda, Insecta, Hymenoptera, Pteromalidae.